Hemibagrus wyckioides is the source of this 2510-nucleotide messenger RNA. RefSeq names its product RING finger protein 122. Gene Ontology annotation, molecular function: ubiquitin protein ligase activity; zinc ion binding. The record is from RefSeq and is a predicted model, not a curated record. The transcript is spliced from 7 exons. Gene Ontology annotation, cellular component: endomembrane system. The coding region runs from base 1168 to 1566 and encodes 132 amino acids. NCBI's taxonomy places the organism in Eukaryota, Metazoa, Chordata, Actinopteri, Siluriformes, Bagridae.
GUGAUGCAGACGGCGAAUCACAUGAGCAGAGAUCUGUUUACAAACUGAGCAGGCAAGAAGUGCUCGGCACCAUUAUGAGCAUGCAGAGCUGGAGGAGAAGAUCAGGAAAACAUUGGACGUGAACAAAUACAGGCACACUUGCGUACAGGGUGGACACCUUUUCCCAAAACUGUCAUCUUUGUUGUUCCUCUUCUCGUGCAUGCUUAUGGAGGGGUGAGAGCAAGACAGAUGGUGAAGAGGGGAGUGAGCCAUCACCAGCAUAAAGUCACUCUGAGCUUUCGAAGCAGGUAUAUUCACCCAGGAAAACAGUCUGACCACGUCUUCAUCUUUGGGAUCGGACAGGAAGACUGUCCUUGGGAAAAAGGACAAGAAAAGCAGGUGGAGCGUGAGAAAGGUGGGAGAAGGCAACACACGGAUGUGUGACUCUUUUGACAGUGUUUUGAAGCUAGACAAAGCAAAGUAGUGCCAUAAGUUUAUGCCUUGUAUAUGUGCUCACCCAGAAGAACACAGAGCACUUGGUGUUAUCGUACAUUUAUUGCACUGAUAAGAACUAUAAAAAGCCAACUGUAAAUGCCUUACCUCACACUACAGUCUAACCUGCCUUAAAAAUCAUCUGCAGAAAAGGACUGCGUGAGAUACCAAAACCUGAAGUUUGGUUUUAGAACAUGACACUGGAGAAAACCGAAAGUCAGAGCCAUACUAUGUUUUAAGUUCCACGUUGUGUGUUUUUUCCUGGAAAAGAAGAAGUGAGAGUUGUUAAUCUCAGUGCCAAUUUCGAACUGGAAAAGUAUGUGACUUAGCUUGAACCGAGAAAACAUGCUCAUCCUGCCUCCAUGCAAAUGGGCAAGGGAAUGUGGUGGGUGCUCAUAAUGUGUUAAACAGAGACAGUGAGGAUUUCAUGAGCUGUAGCUUUACUGUGGGAGUUUUGGCAAGCCAGAGUCCAGAUUAUUUAUCCGAUUUUAUAAACAGAUAAAUCUAACUCCCUGGCUCAUUUCAACACUGUCUUUCUGGAUCCCAUUAUUGAUUGGCUGGAUUGACUGAAACAACCUGGCCUCUUGUUUAUGAACCUACUCCAGUGGUAUAACACCUUUGACCUCCGAUGUCAGCCACAAUUGUUUCCCAAAUGGAUGUUCGUGUGACCAAGGCCUUCACAUCUGAGACUGCAAAAUGACCACAGACGUCACAUACCCCCUCCCCCUGAAUGUCUAUAUCAUCAUUCUUGGCAUUGGCCUCUUCAUCUUUAUGCUGAGCCUCAUCUUCUGUUGCUAUCUGUUCAGCCUGAGACGACAGGUCACGCGGGAGCAGUUUGGAUACAAUGAGGUUGUUCUAAAGGGAUCAGAGAAGAAACUAAGCCUCCUUGGUCAGACCUGUGCUGUUUGUCUGGAGGAGUUUAGGAGCAGGGAGGAGCUGGGUGUUUGUCCCUGCUCACAUGCUUUUCACAAGAAGUGUUUGGUAAAGUGGCUGGAAAUCCGAAGUGUCUGUCCCAUGUGUAAUAAACCCAUCUGCAGGCUCCAUCCUGACCCUCCGCAGGGGGCCGAGGGCCUACAGAACCCCCUGCAGGUGUGACAGAAGAGGCAUGGAGUCGGGAAGAUAAAGACAGAAGAGCCUCUCGGUCAUGUGGAACUUGUUCAGUUACAGUCGAGAAUGACGUUUUUAAAAAAAACACACGAUAUCAUGUAGCCCACUCCGAUACCAACUGACUUCUUUUCUAAAACUACUUUGCUGUCCAACGAGGACUUUUCACACAAAGAUGUCUUGAAAGUCUGAAAACAUUUAGCCAUGCAGUUAGCCAGAAAAAAAUGGAGGUCAUUUGGAUGGGUGAAGAGAGAGAGAAAGAGGGGGAUUUAAAAUUAAAGUUGAUCAGUGGCAUAGUACAUGGAUGCAUUGAGAAGACAUGGCACAAUAUACUGUAUAUAUACUCAUAACUCUGCCAGUAGCAGAGGACACUAUAUUACUGUAGACAAAUAAGCAAUCAUUAUAUGAACAAAUUUGUCAAAAAAAAAAAGUAUUUGAUUGUCCCAAGCCUGGUCUCGAGGGCGAUGAUCUUGUAAUAUAUUCAUUCAUUCAUUCAUUCAUUCAUUCAUUCAUUCAUUCAUUCAUUCAUUCAUUCAUUCAUUCACUCAUUCAUUAUCUUCAGUAACUUCAUUGUAGUCAUGAUGGAUCCAGAAUCUAUCCUGGGAACACUAGUUAUAAGGCGUGAACACACUCUGGAUGGGUUGCCAGUCCCACUGUAGUCAAUGACAGGGUGCCAUGCAUACACACUCCUUAAUACCUACUGAAUAUGAAUAACCUAAUUAUUAUUAUUAUUAUUAUUAUUAUUAUUAUUAUUAUUAUUAUUAUUAUUAUUAUUAUUAUUAAAUGCCUGUGAUCAGGGUAGAUUCAGCACUCCAGAUUCAGAACCGAGUUUGGGUGAACAGGAGUUUUUGGGAAGUCUUUAAGUUAUUUUGAAGUAGUUCUUUUAUAUUGUAUACACUCCUCAAUAAAGUGUAAAAUUUCAGUGAUGGAUCAGA